CUCAAGGAACCCCACAGUGCCUUGGGAGAGUGACAUGGGUGCCUGCAGAGUCUCAGCUUUUCUCAGAUACACCAAUGCUUUCUCAGAAUGGAUGAGUUUGGGUCUCAUGGCCUUAGAGAGGUGUAUUUGCAUCUACAAGUUCCGCCACAACAGUAGACGUCCAAGCAAGUGGUUUACUUGCUGGAAAACCUUUAUUUAUUGCAUUAUCAUUUGGAUGCUUGGUAUUGCACUGCAAAUGCCAACAUACCUCGGGGUGUACGGGAAUUUUGGUUACAACAGCAUGACCCUCAAGUGUGAUUUUAUGAACAGCACGAACGGAGCGAAUCCGCGCGUCUUGUUUUUCACCAUGGAGACUGCUAUCCCCUGCAUUCUCAUUUUCAUUGGAAACAAUUUCAUCUUGGUCCAAGUCUACUCAAACAACAAACGUAUUCUUUCGGUUAUGGGGUCGCACACAUUCCAGCAGGCUCAGCUUCGCCGCAGCCGAACCACCAAAGUCAUUGUUCGUCUUUUAAUCGUGUUCCUCGUGUGCGUCAUACCCAUCUGCUUCUAUAACGUCAUCUUCAUAAAAGACGAUGCCACUUUACGUGAAACAAUACCAGAACUUGGCAUAGUGCUGUACUGCAUCUACUUCCUGCAGUAUUGCAUCAACAACUUCAUAUACGUUGUUUGUUUUGAAAAGUUCCGUUGUGCGUACUACCAGUUCCUCUGCUUCAUACUGUGUCGGAAGGUGAAGCCGUUAACGCCGGUUAAGACCCUUCCUUUGCGUCCAUGCGACCAAGUCUACACGAUUAGCAGACCCCACCGUCUCCAGGUACCGGAGGGGAGGUUUCCCCGCUCGCCCUCGGAGUGUGAGGAGGAGAGACGUGCUGAAAACGACCCAGAAUACCAACAAUGGCACAUAAUUUCGCCAUCUAGCUCGCUCUCGUCCCAAGCCAGUAUCGGUCUGGAGAUUCCCGAGUCGCGCCUUGCCUCGUCGCUCCGGUCGCAGGAAAGUGUCACCUUUGAGAGCGACGUACUCGGCAGGAGGCACACCUUCGGGAGUCUAAGUGUGUGCUCGUCCACUGCCACUCUGGUCCUGCCCGCUGCGAGGAAAGUCUCCCUCAAGAAAAAGCUCAAGAGGACUUUUUCCAGAUGAGGGUUAGCACUUUGGGUCAUGACGAGAAACAUGGUCCACUUUCAAAACGGCUGCAGUGUACGGCCUUAUGCUGUGUAUGUCUUUCUGUAUAUUUGAAUAUAUAUAUAUAUAUAUAUAUAUAUAUAUAUAUAUAUAUAUAUAUAUAUAUAUAUAUAUUUGUUGCCAGUUAUUAAGUUAUCUUUCAUUGUAUAUAGUUACAAUAAUUUAUACUUUCAAUCAUGGAAUGUGUUAUCUUUUA
Messenger RNA from Penaeus indicus, 1373 nucleotides. RefSeq names its product melatonin receptor type 1B-like. The record is from RefSeq and is a predicted model, not a curated record. The transcript is spliced from 4 exons. Gene Ontology annotation, cellular component: membrane. Gene Ontology annotation, biological process: G protein-coupled receptor signaling pathway. The coding region runs from base 35 to 1135 and encodes 366 amino acids. Lineage: Eukaryota; Metazoa; Arthropoda; Malacostraca; Decapoda; Penaeidae. Gene Ontology annotation, molecular function: G protein-coupled receptor activity.